Molecule: messenger RNA, 694 nt
Organism: Cynara cardunculus var. scolymus (artichoke)
Lineage: Eukaryota; Viridiplantae; Streptophyta; Magnoliopsida; Asterales; Asteraceae
Product: CASP-like protein 3A1
Exons: 3
Coding region: 1-645 (214 amino acids)
Source: RefSeq, a predicted model, not a curated record
AUGAUCAAUCAUCUCAAAACUCCAUCUGAAACUUCCGAUCAGACCAUAACCACUGCAACUAAGGUCGCCGCCGUUGCUGAAACCGCCACCAUGACUUGUCCCUCUGUGUCAUCGAACUCCGAUAGAAAGUUUUCACGGAGCUACGAUGUAAUGCAUAUCGUUUUGCGGAUUGGUAGCUUAUCGGCGUCGUUGAUUUCGGUUUUUGUAAUGGUCACCGCCAAGGAGAAAUCGACGAUCUCAAUCUAUGGAUUUGAUCUUCCUCUUUACUCCAAAUGGUCCUUCUCUGGUUCCUUCGAGUAUUUGGUUGGAGUAUCGGCGGCUGUUGCGGUCCACUCUCUUCUUCAACUAGUGAUUACGACAUCGAGAAUGCUACGAAAGUCAUCGGCCUAUACAUCUCGGAACCACGCAUGGCUUAUUUUUGUCGGCGAUCAGGUAUUUGCGUACGCGAUGAUAAGUGCGGGAUCAGCUGCAACGGGCGUGACCAACCUGAAUCGAACAGGGAUCAAACACACAUCUCUACCCAACUUCUGUAAGCCGUUGCAUAGCUUUUGUGACCGCGUUGGGGUUUCAAUUGCGUUUGCAUUCUUCAAUUGCUUCUUGCUUGCCAUUUCUGCGGUUCUUGAUGUAUUAUGCCUGCCGAAUUAAGUCUUGAAGACGAAACUGGUUACUUUGCAGGGUUUUAGUUAUGGGUAUU